ACGUGUAAAGCUGAGCUGUGGGAAUGGGCGGUAGCAGAAUGACGCAGAUGGAUAAGAUACAGGAACCAAUGAUUGUUUUCGUUGGUGAUGAGAUCGAAGGAGCUCUGGAAUCUUGAGAUGAAUAUUCAAGCUCGAAUCGGCGGCUUAAUAUGUCCGAGAUUCUGUCUGAAGACGGACAAAUUUAUCUCUUCUUAUUCUAAGUCUGCCCUCAACAUCUUCUGCUCCAGAAGAGACCCUUCCAAUCAAAAGGACGGCGAAAGCAAUGAUCUGACAGUGCAUUCAAGAUUAGGGAGGAGGAAGGAGGAGGGACAAAGGAACUUGCUGUCACAUGUGCAAUUGCGUGUGAAAUCAGGUGACAUGGAGGUGGGGAACACUAAAGAGGAUUCCUUUCGGUAACACCUUUGGUUGUGUGCAUUGCCUUAAUGGGAAAUUGCCAAACAAUGCCAAACAAGAAGCAAAACUUUGCUAGUAUCCUGUAGUGUAGAUGCCUCCCCUUCUUCUAAAGUCUAAACCUUAUGGCAAUUAUGAGUUCCCCUAUUUAGUUUUACCUUAUCUUUUUGUUUAUGUGGGUGUAAAUUUAGUAUGUAACUGUGAUACAUGCUUGACACUUGCAUCUACAGUUACAUAUAAAGCUUAAUCUUAGGCUUAUUUGCAUAAUAAGUCUAUGCCUGUAUAAUGCAUAGAUCAAUUCUUUUGCAUGCUAGGGAAAGAAAGUUCACACUUUGACAUAAACCUAUUCUUCUGACUGUAAAACUUAGAAGUCCAUAGUUCAUCCUCUUGAACAAUUAUGGUUUAUUGUUUUUCAACCACCUCCCAUGAUUUAGCUUCAUAAUGUUGCUAUUAGACUGCUUCCUGAACCAGCAGGCUAAUUUGCUUGCAACUAUUUUUAUCUCAGGCGAUAAAUCCACAACAGACUGGGAUAAGGCCUGGUCAAACUUCAGGAAACAAGGCAAAAAGUCUUUCUUCUCACGGUUCUCCCCAAACAAAUAUGUAAGUUGGAAUCCCAGGCAAUCAAAUUAUCCAUUAUCCGAGGAGGUUGACCCCAUCAAGAGAACAGAAAGGUCGAAUCUCAGGUUAUGGACGAGUCCAGAAUUUACUCUUGGUGGGGCAAUUGUAAUAGUCACUUUUCUUUUGGUGUAUUCAAUUCUCGCACUUAAUUAAGUAAUCUAACAUUGAUAAUAUUUCUCUUAGUCAAAACAGGUAAUCUCUUGUAAAAGUAUACAACGAUUAGAAAUGAAUUGGCUAUAUAUUGGAGAUCAUAGACUUGUUAAUUUCAUUUGCAGGUAUAUUGAGAUACUAAUUGUUUUCAGUCUUUCUAUUUAAUCCAUCUCCUUAAUGAACAUUAUGCAAUGAA
Molecule: messenger RNA, 1354 nt
Organism: Rubroshorea leprosula
Lineage: Eukaryota; Viridiplantae; Streptophyta; Magnoliopsida; Malvales; Dipterocarpaceae
Source: the annotation of a GenBank genome assembly